Pararge aegeria (speckled wood butterfly) is the source of this 1233-nucleotide messenger RNA. RefSeq lists its product as uncharacterized. Gene Ontology annotation, molecular function: olfactory receptor activity; odorant binding. Gene Ontology annotation, cellular component: plasma membrane. NCBI's taxonomy places the organism in Eukaryota, Metazoa, Arthropoda, Insecta, Lepidoptera, Nymphalidae. Bases 25 to 1233 code for a protein of 402 amino acids. The record is from RefSeq and is a predicted model, not a curated record. The transcript has 7 exons. Gene Ontology annotation, biological process: detection of chemical stimulus involved in sensory perception of smell; sensory perception of smell.
AAGCAUGUUCGAGAUAUCAAAUAUAUGAAACUUUUGAGGAUUUUUAUGAGAAUUCUCUACGCAUGGCCUGAUAAAAUCAUCGAUAAUAAUCCAUCAAAAUACGCAUCCUAUGGGAAAUGUUAUAUAUUUUUCAUUGAGUUUAUUUGUCUACCACCUGGAAUUCUUUAUAUAAAACGUAGUAUUGGAUCAAUUUCAUUUCUUGACUUAGGUCGUACUUAUAUAACUGUAUUCAUGAAUGUUGUCGCUGCGCUACGAUUAAUUCUAAUAUUUCUGAAACGAUUCGAGAAAAUCGUUGUUGAUUUUAUUAAUAAAAUACACCUUUUUAACCAUAGAAACAGAUCUGAAUAUGCAAUGCAGACCCACAUUCUGGUACACAAGGUGUCUCAUUUCUGUUCUAUUUAUACAUGUCUGGCGAUGAUCUUCGGAAUAAUUCUCUUCACAUGCACUCCACUUUACAAUAACAUAGUAUCUGGAGCUUUCUAUAAUUACAAAACGACAAACGUUACUUUCGAACACUCGGUUUAUUACCAGCUACCAUUCGAUUAUGAACACGAUAUCAGAGGCUAUAUUACAUUGUUUAUGUUCAAUUGGUAUAUAACACUUAUAUGUUCUUCUUGCUUUUCUACAUUCGACUGGUUAAUGGCUCUAAUGAUUUUCCACGUUUGGGGACAUUUGCAAAUACUAAUUCAUAGCUUGGAAAAUUUCCGAAGACCUGCGACCAAACAUGGUGAAAUCGGAGAAUGGUAUUCUGAGGAAGAAAUGAAACUAGUUUCAUCCGAACUGAAGGAGCUUGUUACAUACCACAAUCUUAUUAUAGAAUUUACGUCAAGAAUGAAGGAAAUUUUUGGUCCAGUUAUGAUCCUUUAUUACACGUUUCACGUUGUGAGCGGGUGUAUAUUACUAUUGGAGUGUUCACAGAUGGAUUCGGUAGCCUUAAUCCGUUACGGCUCGCUAACCUUUUUGAUGCUCCAACAACUGGUACAAGUGUCAGUAGUGUUCGAACUUUUAGGAACUACGAGUUACAAAUUGAUAAACGCAGUUUACAGUGUACCAUGGGAAUGCAUGGAUAAUUCUAACAGAAGAAUGGUAUAUUUGAUGAUGAUACAAUCCCAAAGAAUGUUGGCGAUUAAAGCUAUGGAUAUGGUUAACGUCGGAGUAGAAACUAUGGCUGCGAUAAUAAAGACAUCAGUGUCAUACUUCAUUAUGCUACGCACACUUUCAGAGCUGGAUUAA